Molecule: messenger RNA, 2375 nt
Organism: Pecten maximus
Lineage: Eukaryota; Metazoa; Mollusca; Bivalvia; Pectinida; Pectinidae
Exons: 2
Coding region: 80-1495 (471 amino acids)
Source: RefSeq, a predicted model, not a curated record
ACAGCUAGAUACACAUAUAUACAUUUGGAAGGUUUAGACGUGUUCAAGGUAUUGACGCCAUCGCAUAUUAACUGUUGACAUGCCGCCGAAAAUGGAGUGUAACACGGAUUUACUGUUGUUGGCCAUGUUGUCGUGGUUAUGUAAGCCUCUAUCAUGCGAAUUGGCUCUGGGACAACCAGGUGAAAACUGUAAAUUAUGGGUACCUCCUGAUUUCAAAACUGUAACUCCAAACGACAAAGUGGAUGUUGGUUCCCCAUCUGUACUAAGUUCUGUGUCUCUUGUGCAGAUCGGCGUGUAUGUGGAACAUACCAAGUGGAUUAACUUUGAAGGAUGUACAGCCCACCUCCAUGACGGACAAUGUGUUCAUAGACUGAGUGGACGAACGGACCCUAUCGUGGAAUGUUAUCAUUACUGUAACAAGUCAAUAUUCUCAUUGUUUAAUGGGUGUUGUUAUUGUAAGGAGUAUGAUCACAGAAGGCCCACCUUAUGUCAAACUAAAAACUGUUUUCCUAAAUACAAUGGAUUUUGUGGUGAAUAUUUUAGGGACCGGAAUUCAGGUUGUUUUUGUCAAUAUCGUCCAAUCGAACAGACUGUUAGCGGUGGACCGUACAACUGUUUGGCACUACGUCAUACAACAGGACAGAAUGUACGAGUCCAGCCUGAAAGCUGUGACAAGGAUUUGAAAUAUAUCGGUAAAAGAGGAAAACAAAAUCACGUAUUCACUAAAUCUGACUGGUGGACAGCGGCCUUAGGAGUACAAAGAGAUUUGUACUUUUUCGCCAAUGAAACAUACUUAAAAAGAAGUAUCGCUUUCAAUCAAAAUACUUUGUACUGGACAGGCGUCUUCAGAAAACACAUGCUUGUAACCGAACGCCCAAACACAGUGGAGUUUUGUGGUGUGUUGGUGAAAGAUGGAGGAGGAUCAGUCCGAUUUAAUAUAAAGAGAUGUAAUAAUUCGUACCCAAGGUUAUGUGUGAUAAAUGGUGGCUCUUCUUUGAUACCUCCGACUACAACACUGACACCCACCACACUAACACCCAGUAUACUAACACCCAGUACACAAACCAUUCCAGUCGACAGUUGUACCCCUGGACAUGUAUGCAACACAACCGACGUCAGACCGACGGAGGACGAUGUUAUAUGUAUCAGUACCGCAGGAUUCAUUGCUAUUAUCAUCGUAAUUAUUUUAUUACUUGUUAUAUCUGUGGCUGGUUUUGUUAUCAAUUAUCGAAAAUCUAAAACAUCUGAACUGGUCAGGGACAGAAAUGUUUCCACAGAGAUGCGCCAGCUCCGGAAUGAACCCCAACAUGAUGGAAACGACUACAAUCAACUGAACAUUGAUGAGAUCAGUAAUAAUGUUUAUCAGGAGAUGGGUAUAAACGCGGGGCUUCGGGAUGAACAACAAGAUGAUGGAAACGACUAUAAUCAACUGAACAUUGAUGAGAUGGGUAAUACUGCCUAUCACGAGAUAGGUACAAACGCGGAUGUCAAUUAACACUGAACAUUGAUGAGAUCUGUAAUACUGUCUAUCAGAAGAGAUAGAUAUAAACACGGACAUGACUUAACACGGAACAUUGAUAAGAUCUAUAAUAAUGUCUAUCAGGAGAGAUAGGUAUAAACGUGGACGUCAAUUAACAUUGAACAUUGAUGAGAUCUGUAAUACUGUGUAUCAGAAGAGAUAGGUAUAAACGCUGUCGUCAAUUAACACUGAACAUUGAUGAGGUCAGAAAUACUGUGUAUAACGAGAUAGGUUUAAACGCGUGAUAGGGGAGGUGACCAGGCAAUAUCAGAUAGUGGCAACGUUGACAAUCCGGUUCAUAGGGACACUAUGAUUCACUUAGGGAAGUUGGAAAUCCGAACUCGUCCAUAAAUAUCUGACCUGUUAGCGAAGUUUGAGAUCAGAACUGACCAUGCUAAGGACGUUAGAUAUCUAAAUUCGUCAACAGUAUGACUAGUAUUGUCAUUAAAUAAAAUUGCCCUUUUUUCGAGUUGAUAACUAUUAUAUCGUACAUAACAUUAUAACUCCCAUACAUUUCCAUACAUUUCCAUUCAUUCACUGAUUAUUCAUAAUUAAUAAACUGCAGAUACGGUCACAUAAUCUCUAUAAUAUUUCCAGAUAUGACUUAUAAUGUUAAUAUCAACUCAACCUACAGCGAACUCUAGGUUAUGUCCGUUAUAUAUGAGCAUUGUGAAGAAGUGAUAGGAAAAUCAGGCUCUAGUCGUGUAGAUUGGAAAAUAAGACUAAAAAAGUUAAAGGAGUCUAACAUUGAUGUAUUUAGAAGUAUAUAUUCUAAAGAUAUUAUGUUGAUAUUUCGGCAAAAACAUGGUUUGAGCAAUAUCAAUAAGAUUUUCCGAUUUUUUCCUUUUGGAAUUAA